This is a messenger RNA of Striga hermonthica, 2435 nucleotides long. The record is from the annotation of a GenBank genome assembly. Lineage: Eukaryota; Viridiplantae; Streptophyta; Magnoliopsida; Lamiales; Orobanchaceae.
UACGCACGGGGCUCUCGAGCACGCCAGGGAAUCCGCUAGGUCGCCGCUUGAAGUGUGUGCGUGGUUGGCUGUUGCUUUGCGUCCGCGAGGUCGUGGAGAGCGGCGCGAGGUCGCGAGUUCCGGCGAUGUGCGGGCGUGCGGGGCAGUGCGUGCGCAGGCGCGCGCGGUCGCGGGCACGACUCACUUGGGCGUGGCUAGGAAUCGACAUACUCGACCGGAAACGCUGGCAAAGGCAAGACCAACUGCUAGCAUCAUGGUUCUCUUUAUCUGAGUCCAUUCUCAUCUCAGUGAUUGGGUUGAAUAGCUCCAAUGAGAUCUGGAAAGCCCUUGAAGCCUCCUUCUCAACCAGAUCCAAAGCAAGGACCAUGCACUACAGAAUCCAGCUGCAAAAUCUUAAGAAAGGCAACCUCAACAUAAAAGAAUAUGUCAACAAGAUCAAGGUGUGUUGUGACACCUUAGCUGCUGGAGGUCAUGUCAUCACAGAGCAAGACCAGAUCAUGCACAUCCUAAUUGGUGUAAGCUCUGAGUAUGAUGCAGUGGUUGUGAGUGUCAAUGCAAGAGUAGAAACUCUCACAUUGGUGGAUGUCAUGGCACUCUUGCUCACAUAUGAGAGCAGACUUGAGGCAGCUGCAAUAGCAACAGAGAACACCAUCUUACCUUCUGCAAACAUAGCCUCACAGAACAACAAACCUCAACAGAACUUCAGCAAUCAGAGAGAAAGAGGAGGCUAUAGAGGCAAAGAAAGAGGAGCAAGGGGUAGAGGAGGAAGAUUCCCUCAGAAUAGAGUCCAAUGCCAUAUCUGUGGGUACACAAACCACACGGCUGAUAAAUGUUACAACAGGUUCAAUUCAGACUUUGUUCCUAGCAACACAAAUCAGAGAGGCUUUAAUGACAACAGGAGCAUAGGACAAAGUUCAGCCAUGUAUGCAACUGGAAGCAAUCAAAGUGAAAGUGACUGGUUUCCUGAUUCAGGUGCUACUCAUCACAUUACCAAUGAUUUCUCCAACCUAAGUGUGGCUUCAGACUAUACAGGGAACAACAAACUUCAGAUUGGCAAUGGCUCAGGGCUAGACAUCUCACAUGUUGGUAAAACUCUCUUCACAAACUCACACCACACUUUCAAAUUAAACAAUCUUCUCCAUGUUCCUGAAAUAGCUAAGAAUCUCAUUAACUACCCUUGUUCUUCAAGGUUUGGAAUCUUCCACCGGAGGAAGAAUGCUCUUGUUCUAGCUCACCGGAGAGAUAGAUUUGGUGUUGCUCAAUUUGCCAAAGAUAACAAUAACAGCCUCAAGAAGCUUAGUUAUUUUGUCAGUAGUGUUAAGGAUCUAGAAUUAUGGCAUAGGAGGUUAGGGCAUCCAUCUUUUGAUGUUACUAAGAAAGCUCUUGACAUUUGUAACCUGCCCUAUGCAAAUAAUAAAAUUACUCUUUGUGCUGAUUGUCUCCAAGCUAAAUCUCAUGUCUUACCUUUUCCUACUGUUGUUCACAACACUGAAAAACCACUUGAGUUCAUUCAUACUGAUCUUUGGGGGCCAGCUCCUAUAAAAUCAACCUCAGGAGCUUGCUAUUAUGUGGCCUUUGUUGAUGACUACACUAAAUUUACAUGGUUGUAUUUCCUCAAACAAAAAUCAGAGACCUAUAAAGCCUUUGUCCAUUUUCAAAACGUGGUGGAAAAUCAAUUGAACCUCAAAAUCAAAACCAUUCAAAGUGAUGGUGGGACAGAAUUCAAGCCCUUGUCCAGUUUGUUUUCAGAAAAAGGAAUCCAUCACAGAAUUUCUUGUCCUUAUACCCCUCAACAAAAUGGGUUGGUAGAAAGAAAACAUAGGCAAGUCAUAGAGGUUUCCCUUAGCAUGAUGUCAGCUUCUAAUAUCCCUAAGAGAUUCUGGGAACAAGCCUUUUCCACAGCCAUAUAUCUUAUCAACAGAAUACCAAACAAAACCAUCUCUUAUCAAUCUCCUUAUCACAGACUUUAUGGUCAAAUUCCCAACUAUAGACACCUUAAAGUUUUUGGCUGCAGGUGUUUUCCCCAUUUAAGGCCUUAUACCAAAGAUAAACUGGACUUGAGGUCAACUCCAGGGGUGUUUUUAGGUUACAGAUCCCAAUAUAAAGGGUACAAAGUGCUUCUGAAAAAUAAGAUCAUUAUUUCUAGAAAUGUGGUGUUUGAUGAACUUUGUUUUCCUUACAAAGAAACUGACAAUCUAAGGCAUAUUGAGCAACAUUAUGAUGUUUCUGAUUUCUCCAUUCCACCACCUUUGCAUGCUAAUGAACCAGUAAUACAAAUUCCAACCCAUACAGCACCUCAAAAUGACCUUCAUUCCACUGCACAUGCCUCACAAAAUACCUCACCUUUGCAUUCUCCUGUGCAUUCACCUCACCACUCACAUCACACACCAUCUUCCUCAUCACCUCAUUUACAAAACAUCAUGCCCAACAUGGAG